Messenger RNA from Ichthyophthirius multifiliis, 721 nucleotides. RefSeq lists its product as hypothetical. Gene Ontology annotation, biological process: regulation of cytosolic calcium ion concentration. Gene Ontology annotation, cellular component: synapse; nucleus; cytosol. Gene Ontology annotation, molecular function: calcium ion binding. The transcript is spliced from 2 exons. The record is from RefSeq and is a predicted model, not a curated record. Lineage: Eukaryota; Ciliophora; Oligohymenophorea; Hymenostomatida.
AUGUAAUAAUAUAAUUCUUAAACAUUGCGUUCAUCCGGCUAUCACACACAAUCUGGACUUACUGAUUUAGAAGGUGCAAAAGCAGUAGCCAGAAGAUUAUUUGAUAAUUAUGACAAAGGAAGAAAAGGAAAACUUGACAAUGUAGACUGUGUUCCCAUGAUAGUGGAAUCAUACAAAUCAUUUAACUAAUUUUUUUCACCUUCUGGUGAAGAUAUAAAAUCUUACCAUCGUAUUUUAGACAGAAACGGUGACGGAGUAGUCAACUAUUAAGACAUAGAAGAUUUAUGUGUUCGUUAUUUAUGUGGAGGAGUAGGCUAAACAACAACCUAAAGAUAAACCGGUCAAGAUGAAAGAAUUAAAAGAGCCGCUAAGCCACAAUAUGCUCCCGAAGUUGAAAGAAAACUUGACGUAGCCAGAAGACUUUUUAAAAGAUUCGACAGAGACGGAAGUGGACAUCUCCAAGAAGAUGAAAUUGCGGGACUUUUAAAAGCUACAUAUGAAGAAAUGGGGAUGUAAAAUUUCACACCUAGUUAAGAAGACGUCAGAAUGUGGCUAUAAAUGGCAGAUACAAAUUCAGAUGGAAGUGUUUGUAUAGAAGAAUAUGAAGAAUUAAUUAUUAGAUCUUUAAGAAAUGCUGGAAUUAAAAUUGAAAAAUAAUCAAUUGUAUUUUGAUAUGUUUUUAUUUUAUAUUUUAAUAUAAAUGGUUAUUUUUUUUAUUUAA